GCUUGCCUGAGGCGGCGGUGGCGGCGGCCGAGCCGAGUUGAGGCGCCUGGAUCCCGCCAUGGGGAACUGCCACACGGUGGGGCCCAACGAGGCGCUCGUCGUCUCAGGCGGCUGUUGUGGUUCUGAUAACAAGCAGUACAUCUAUGGCGGCUGGGCCUGGGCCUGGUGGUGCAUUUCUGACACACAGAGACUGUCUUUGGAAGUCAUGACCAUCCUCUGUCGCUGUGAGAAUAUUGAGACGUCGGAGGGGGUGCCACUGUACGUAACGGGGGUCGCUCAGGUGAAAAUAAUGACCGACAAGGAGCUCUUGGCCGUCGCUUGUGAGCAGUUCUUGGGGAAGAACGUGCAGGACAUCAAGAACGUCGUUCUGCAGACCUUGGAGGGACACCUCCGGUCCAUCCUGGGCACUCUGACGGUGGAACAGAUCUAUCAGGACCGAGACCAGUUUGCCAAGCUGGUGCGGGAGGUGGCAGCGCCGGAUGUGGGCAGGAUGGGCAUCGAGAUCCUCAGCUUCACUAUCAAGGACGUCUACGAUAAAGUCAGCUACCUGAGCUCCCUGGGGAAAACCCAGAUUGCCGUGGUCCAGCGAGAUGCCGAUAUCGGGGUGGCCGAGGCCGAGCGAGAUGCCGGCAUCCGGGAGGCCGAGUGCAAGAAGGAGAUGCUGGACGUGAAGUUCAUGGCGGACACCAAGGUGGCCGACUCCAAGAGGGCCUUUGAAAUGCAGAAGGCCGCCUUCACUCAGGAGAUCAACAUUAAGUCAGCCCAGGCUCAGCUGGCCUACGAGCUGCAGGGCGCCAAGGAGCAGCAGAAGAUCCGCCAAGAGGAGAUCGAGAUUGAGGUGGUUCAGCGCCGGCGGCAGAUCGACGUGGAGGAGAAGGAGGUCUUGAGGAUGGACAAGGAGCUCAUCGCCACCAUCCGGCUGCCGGCCGAGGCCGAGGCCCACCGCAUGCAGGAGAUCGCGGAGGGAGAGAAGGUCAAGCAGGUGCUGAUCGCCCAGGCCGAAGGGGAGAAGAUCCGGAAGAUCGGCGAGGCCGAAGCCCUGGUGAUCGAGGCCAUUGGCAAGGCGGAGGCCGAGAAGAUGAAGCUGAAGGCGGAGGCCUACCAGCAGUACGGGGAGGCCGCCAAGAUGGCCCUGGUCCUGGACGCCCUGCCCCACAUCGCGGCCAAGGUCUCGUCUCCCCUCGCCAAGGUGGGCGAGAUCGUCAUCCUCAGCGGAGACAACAACAAGGUGACCUCGGAGGUGAACCGGCUCCUGGCGGAAAUCCCGGCCUCUGUGCACGCCCUCACCGGGGUCGACCUCUCCAAGAUCCCGCUGAUCCAGAAGGCCACCGGAGUCCACGCCUGAGCCUCCCCCCCGGUUGAGAAGAACCUCUCGUCCCAUGAUGCACUUCCCACCCACUGUGGUCUCGUCAUCCGGCAGGGGAGAGGGGGGGAGCCCCUCUCGGUGGGUGCCUUAAUCGUGGGAGGAGCACGGCUGCCCCACCUCCCCACAAACGUCCUUGCAUUUCUAAGAGGGGCGGGGUCUCCAGGUCGCUUCUCUGCUCUGUGUCGUGCUAGCCAACCCCUCCCCUCCUCCUCCUCCAACUUCGUGCCUUGACUGCCUGCACCCACCACACACUCCUCCUGCUCCCCCCCCCCACGGACUGUUGCUGGCCCAGAAAGAAGCCCCUCCCCUAAUCCGAGGGGGUCAGAUAUGGGCCUGGCCUCCCCAUCCGUCACGUACACAGCAGGAGGUCUCCUCUCUAUCCCUCCAGUGGGGAGGGGGGCUGCCUUGGUGCCCCGGAGAGGGGGCCGUGGUGGGCCGGGGCAGGAUUCGACGGACAGCUUUGACUGUGGGCCGCGUAGACUCUGAGCUCCUGCGUCCCCCGUCCCCCCCUUCCCCUCCCACUGCCUCCCCGGAUUGUGCCUGGUCUUUAGCCGGUCUGCGGCCUCCUCCUAAUUGUGUGUGUGUGUUGGGGGGUGUCUGACCUCCCAGAGCCCACCCCUCACCAGCCGUCCGCAGCUUCGCCUGUGUCCAGUGGAACUGCCUCCCCUUCGGCCCACCUGCCCCGCGAAAGUGCCUGACCGGACAGUCUGGAUCACAGACGUUGCAUGCUGCCACCCCCCUCCGUCCUCCGCGUGCCUCGGAAGCCCUGGAAGGGCAGGCUGGCGGGGGGGCUGAAGACCCCCUGCAGGCCAUGCCCUCUUCCUCACCAGCAUGAGUUUUCAUCCGGGCAGCUUCCGUGGGUCGACAUCCCCCCCAGAGUGCCAGCAGCCGAGGAAUCCCCGUGGUCUCCCCCAAAGAGCAGGCCCCUUCCCCACACCCUGUUUUGGGGGGGGGGCUCUCUCCUUCGUGUCCCCCACCCGGGAAAGGUUGGGGCUCCGUGCCGAGAACAGAGGGGACCUGUCCCUGGUGUUGCCUACCUCCAAGGGCCCAAACUGGCUGGCUUGACACCCCCUCCCCAUCGAAAGGGGUUUUCUGUCUGUGAAGGAGGGAAUUUGGGGGCAGCUGUGCCCCCCCCCCGGUCUGCUGUGAAGUCCAAGAGGGAAUUGAGGCUCCCUGCAUUCUCAGGGUGGCCCCUCCUGUGCUGUGAAUGGGGGUCCUUGCCAGGGGCUUGUGCUGGGGGCAGGGGCAAGGGGGGGGGCGAUGCCAGAAGGCUGGAGCCCAUUUCUAAAGGUUCGCCUCCUUGCCGGGCUGCCUGCUCAGCCUGUGGAGGCAGCCGAGCCUUUCCCAGUCCCGCUGCUCCUUCCGCAGCCCCCCCCCCUUGGCCAGCCCCACAGAAGCUGCCUGCUCCCCCCCACCCCCCCACUUCCUCGCUUGAGCGUGGCGCAUGGCUGCUGGCCUGGCCAGGAAUGCUCAUUUAGCCAAAUGUGAACUUAUAAUGGAGAAUAAAGUUGUUGUGAUCUUGCUAAA
Thamnophis elegans (Western terrestrial garter snake) is the source of this 2893-nucleotide messenger RNA. Its product is annotated as flotillin-2. Gene Ontology annotation, cellular component: plasma membrane. Lineage: Eukaryota; Metazoa; Chordata; Lepidosauria; Squamata; Natricidae. The transcript is spliced from 11 exons. Gene Ontology annotation, biological process: regulation of myoblast differentiation; protein localization to plasma membrane. The coding region runs from base 59 to 1345 and encodes 428 amino acids. The record is from RefSeq and is a predicted model, not a curated record.